Molecule: messenger RNA, 570 nt
Organism: Cyclocybe aegerita
Lineage: Eukaryota; Fungi; Basidiomycota; Agaricomycetes; Agaricales; Hemipholiotaceae
Source: the annotation of a GenBank genome assembly
AUGCCUCGCGGGUUCCUUACAGUGACUUUCCACCCAUCCUCGCUCCUCCCCGAAGUCGAGUUGCGCGAGAAGUACGAAGGCGAACAUAUCUCCCUACACGAGUUCCUCUCCGGCGCGCGAUAUCGUACUGUUGAUUUCUCAGAUUCCAUGCCGUACGGCUCAACCCACCCCGAAUGGCUCGCGAUAUACGAGAUCAACGACACGGCGACGUUCUCCAAGCCGGCGUACAUGUCGUUGAGGGAACAGACGUUUGCCUUUGGACAGGAGCUGGGCGAAGGAUGGACGAGGGAGGAGGUGGAGGUGUUGUUGACUGGGACGGACAGUACUGGUGAGGGAGAAAGAAGGCCGACAGGGAUGAAGCCUGUAAAUCGCUCGGAGUGGGUUGUUACACAUGGCCUCGGUGUCGGGGAGAAGGCUGAGGAUGAAGGGGUGAGGAACUGGGCCGAAGACGUGAUUACCGGUCUGGGUCAACAGGCUCGUGUGCACCCUGAGGGGAAAGGUGUACCGCCUUAUCUCGUAGUUUAUGAGUAUCUGCAGAAUGCAUCGACGAAGCAAGCAUGCGGACGCUAA